This is a messenger RNA of Schistocerca nitens (vagrant locust), 2365 nucleotides long. RefSeq names its product translation initiation factor eIF-2B subunit epsilon (gene eIF2Bepsilon). The transcript has 11 exons. The record is from RefSeq and is a predicted model, not a curated record. Lineage: Eukaryota; Metazoa; Arthropoda; Insecta; Orthoptera; Acrididae. Gene Ontology annotation, cellular component: eukaryotic translation initiation factor 2B complex. The coding region runs from base 231 to 2264 and encodes 677 amino acids. Gene Ontology annotation, molecular function: translation initiation factor binding; guanyl-nucleotide exchange factor activity; translation initiation factor activity.
GUGAGAGUGUAAGUAAACAGUAGACACUACAGUACUAGUGUUGACCGGCUGGGCAUGUUAUGGAUGUGUGUGUUUUUGUUGUCUGUAGGAAACACCGUUAAUGUUGUUAAAGCGUGCGUUCAUGUUAAUGUUGCAUACUAAUUAAUGAAUGCUGUAUAGUGAAACGGUGAUACUACUUAUACUACCAGGAAGGGAGGACUUUUAUGUAGAGAAAACACUUUUAUGCAAGCAUGUCACAGAAGGGCCAGAAGAAGCCUUCAGAGGCAUUGAAAAAGGAGGACAUACUGCAGGCAGUGCUAAUAACGGACGAUUUCAGUGCAGCUUUUGAACCGAUAACAUUUUACAAACCAGCCUCACUCCUUCCAUUGGUAAAUACAACCCUCCUGGAUUACACAUUGGAGUUCUUAGCACUUGGUGGCGUUCAAGAAGUGAUAGUUUUCUGUUGUUCUCAUACAGAUGAAGUAAAAAACCAUAUAAAGAAAAGCAAGUGGAAUGACAGCCUGUCUCCCAUAACUAUAUCAGUUAUAAUAUCUGAAGGAUGUAGAUCACUGGGGGAUGCAAUGAGAGACUUGGAUGCAAAAGGAGUAAUAAGAAGUGACUUCAUUCUCCUUUUUGGUACCACUGUGGCCAAUCUCCAUUUUCACCAAGCUCUGGAAAUACAUAGGAAGUUUCAGAAGCAAGACAAAGGAGCAGCUAUGACAUUAUUGUAUAAAGAAGCCGGUCCAAAGCACAAGUCUCGCUCACGAGAAGAUGAAACGGUAAUUGCUGUUGACCACACUACCAGCAGAAUUGUAUUCCACCAGAAGGUGGGGCAGUUAAAAAGGAUCAACUUCCCAUUGGAAACGUUUAUGGAUCAUUCACAGGUGGAAGUUCUAUAUAACCUCCAAGACACACAGAUCUGUAUUUGCUCUCCUGCAGUCCCACCAUUGUUUUCAGACAACUUUGAUUUUCAAACACGUGAUGACUUUGUACGUGGGUUGCUUAUGAAUGAAGAGAUACUGUCAAGCACAAUUUACUACCACAAACUGCAGGGGCCAGAAUAUGCCUCUCGGGUUAGCAACUGGCACAUGUAUCAAGCAGUCAGCCAUGAUGUAAUUCAUCGAUGGACGUACCCUCUGGUUCCUGAUAGUCCAUUCAGUAAACAACAGGAACCUUACAUGUUUCUGCGGCACCAUGUGUAUCGUAAGAAAGAUAUUACAUUAGGCAUGGGCUGCAUUCUGGAAGAAGAUGUUGUAAUAGAUGAGGAAACAAAUGUAGGAGAAAAAACUUACAUUACACAGUCUGUCAUUGGUAAAAACUGUACAAUUGGGAAGAAUGUAGUUAUGACCAAUGCUUACAUUUGGGACAAUGUGAUUAUUGAAGAUGGCUGUCUUGUCUCACAUUCAGUAGUUGCAAAUGAUUCAGUAUUAAAGAAGGGCUCAAAACUGGAAGAAGGCUGUAUACUGGCACCAGGAGUUGUUGUUGAGGAGGAGUCUCAUUUUAAAGGUGUAAACCUCGUAGCCAGCGCUGUGGUAGUAAAAGAUGAUUUUGGACAUGAUAAAGUUGUGAAAGUCGAGAAGAAAGGUGAGAAGUCAUAUGUCAUCCAACCGUCAUAUGAUUCUGAGUCUGAAGAGGAUGUUAGCAAUCUACAUGAUUCUGGCUUCUACACAAAAUCUGAUGAAGAAGAAUAUGAUGGUUACAGUGAAGAAUCAUCAGGGAGUGAGGAAAUCUCGUAUAGAGCGUCCCCUGUUCCAGAUGACACAAGUUUGUUCUACAAUGAAGUUCUGGAUUCACUUACAAGGGGUUUUGAUGACAAACUGCACUGUGAUAAUCUCAUCCUUGAAAUAAAUUCUUCUCGAUACGCAUAUAAUGUCACCAUGGAUGAAGUUAAUUAUCAUGUGGUGCGAGCUGUGUUGAACUUGUCAACAGAGUCUUCAGCUCAGGCUUAUCUUACAGAGCUUCAGAUGCAUUUGAAGUACUUCAUGCCCUUGUUUAAAAAUUACUUGCGGAAUGAGAGUGCACAGAAAGAAUGUCUGAAGGCAAUGGAGUACACAGCAGGCUGCAGAAGUGAAGUGCUGGAAGUGAUUUUAAAAAUUCUGAAAUGGCUGUAUGAUGCCGAUGUUCUUGAUGAAGACAUUAUAUUACAAUGGUAUAAGUCACCAGAUGAAGCAUCCACUGUCUCUGAUGUUGUUAGGAAGAAAGUUGAGCCAUUUAUUGAUUGGCUUCUAGAGGCUGACGAAGAGACAAGCAGUGAAGAUGAAGAUGAAGAUGAAGAUGAAGACUGAACACUUGUAAAAUUAUAAAACAUUACACAAAACCAUUUGCUGUAUUAUUUAUAAAUCCUUUUCCUAUCUGUUAUCAAAUAAAAUUAUAAGUACAGUGGUAA